Molecule: messenger RNA, 1425 nt
Organism: Prorocentrum cordatum
Lineage: Eukaryota; Dinophyceae; Prorocentrales; Prorocentraceae
Source: the annotation of a GenBank genome assembly
AUGACGCGCGCGAGGCUUGCGCCGUGCCGAAGCGCUCUGGUCUGGGAGCGGCGGGCGCGCCGCUGGGACGAGCUGUGGUACCAGGUGUACGAGGUGCGGCCUCCGCAAGUCUUCUACGACAUUACCGUCAGCUUAGCGAAGCCAGAUGAUCCAACAUCUUCAUGGAGGAACGUCAGCUACAGCGACGCCAGGCUCACUCUGAGCCACCAGGACCCGCUGGCCCAGGCGGAGGGCGGCGACCUCGUCGUGCAGCUGGUGGGCGACCUCGCCACGGCUUCGGCGCCUCACAGCCUCGAGUCGCGCUACCUGGUGGUGCCGACGGAGCCCGCGAGCCACGAGCGCGUGGACGCGGACAACCCUCUCACCCACGCCAUGCUGGUGGACAAGGCAAAGUUCGACCUCUCGGGCCUCACCUGCGACAAGAUCGGGGUGUCAUAUUCCGCUUUCAAGUGGCAGGCCAACGCGUGCUACGGGCGGCUCGGGUCCUGCCUGGGCUCCCAGCUGGACGACGUCUACCAGGACGACCAGGAGAGGAUCGCAGCGGGCUCCCCGCCCACGAGCCUCGUCAGCAGCUUCUGCGAGGGCGCCAUCGAGGUGGGGGCCCAGCAGGCCGCCGCCGGCACCACGCUCUUCCUGGGCUGCCCGCUGCAGCAGCGGCACACCACGCUGCUGCGGCUGGAGGUGCGGGCCGAGGACGUUAUGUUCGUCACCAACGUGGCGCCCGGGACCAUCGUGCGGGCCAACGCCUCCCGCUUCGAGGCGCUGUCCGGCGGGGGUGAGGUGCACCUGGUGAUCCUGAGCACGGGCAGCGUCGUGGCGGACUUCACCGUCGGCGUCGCCGACUGCUCGCCGGGGCUCGCCGCAGGCCCCGCGGUGACCGCCUCGCUGGGCCCGUGGGAGUCCAGCGAGCACCGGAUCGCCCUGUUCUUCUCGCAGACCGUCGGGGGCCACUUCACCUGCGUCGCCACGCUCAAGAAUGCCGUUGGUGGCGUCGAAGACCACGUGGUCAUCCAGGUCAACAUCACCGACCAGGAGAUCGACUACGGGGCCCAGGUCCCCACCGACCGCGACGGCCAGGCAUCCUCCGACGACAGGCUGUACGCGAGCUGCCAGGACCUCUGCCCCUCGGUGCUCGACCUGAUGUGCGCCGUGGUCCACGGCUGCUGGGGCCGUCUCGGCGCCACGCUCGCCUCGCUGGCGCUGCUCCUUGGAGCCCUGUACUGCUGCUGGCUGGGCGUGAGGCGCGGGGCCUUCUGCAGGAUGGCCGAGUGCUGCUGCGGCGAGUCCUCAGCGCAGCGCGGCAGGAGCGCCACGGUGGACGCCCGGCAACUUGCCGUCUUCUCGGUGGCGCCGGUGGCGCCGAGAGGCGGCGCGGCCGUGAAGGUGGCAGCGCGGUGCUCGCCGCCCCGGGCUGGCAGGGAGUAG